Aspergillus costaricaensis CBS 115574 is the source of this 6716-nucleotide messenger RNA. RefSeq names its product type I polyketide synthase. The record is from RefSeq and is a predicted model, not a curated record. Gene Ontology annotation, biological process: secondary metabolite biosynthetic process; fatty acid biosynthetic process. The transcript is spliced from 6 exons. Gene Ontology annotation, molecular function: fatty acid synthase activity; oxidoreductase activity; phosphopantetheine binding. Lineage: Eukaryota; Fungi; Ascomycota; Eurotiomycetes; Eurotiales; Aspergillaceae. The coding region runs from base 1 to 6684 and encodes 2227 amino acids.
AUGACCACUACGAACCGCUCCCUGGCACCGAUUGCGGUUGUGGGAAUGUCCUGUCGCCUUCCAGGCCAGAUCCGUACGCUUGAUGACUUCUGGACUCUCAUAUCUCGCGGUCGGGACGCUUGGGGCCCAAUCCCCUCAGAUCGCAUGUCUAGUGCGGCCUACUACCACCCAGAUCCCCAGCGAAAGGGCUGCUUCAAUCCCGAGGGGGGGUACUUCCUUCAGGAAGACGUUUCCCUGUUCGACUCUCCGUUCUUUCAUAUCACGCAACAAGAAGCCAUUGGCAUGGAUCCGCAACAGCGACUGCUUCUCGAGUGUGCCUAUGAAGCGCUGGAGAACGCCGGUUUCCCACAACAAGCCAUGUCAGGCUCGCGGAUGGGAGUCUUCACGGGUCUUUGUUCGUCAGACUACCGUCGCGGUGCUUUUCGCAACCUGGACUCAGUUCCCAUUUUCGACGCCACGGGGAAUCAGGAAUCUAUUCAGGCUGCUCGCAUUUCACAUUUCUUUAACCUCCGUGGUCCAUGUAUGGCUAUUGAUACGGCCUGUUCGUCCAGUCUUUAUGCCCUGCACCUGGCAGUGCAGAGUAUUCGAUCUGGCGAUGCGGAUUCUGCUCUGGUUGGUGGUACUAAACUUCGUUUACAGCCAGAUGAUAUGGUUUCAAUGUCUAUGAUGGGGUUAUACAACGAGCAAGGCAAAACAUUUGCGUUUGAUGAUCGUGCCGUCUCGGGCUUUGCAUGCGGUGAGGGAGUGGGCUGUCUGGUCCUCAAACCCUUGGACCAGGCUCUGGAAGACAACGAUCCGAUUUAUUCGGUGAUUAGGAGCACUGGGGCGAAUCAUGAUGGACAGACUGUUGGCAUAACAACCCCCAAUGGAGAGGCCCAAGAGCAGCUCAUGCGAGAAGUCUACGCCCGCGCCAACAUCUCUCCAAAUGAUACGGGCUUUGUUGAGGCUCACGGCACCGGCACCAAGGUUGGCGAUCCUAUCGAAGUUGGCGCCAUCCAUCGGGUGUUCGGGGAUGGCCGCACCAAGCGGGCACCGCUAUACCUUGGCUCCGUCAAAUCCAACUUUGGACAUCUCGAGUAUGCCAGCGGCAUUGUGUCUGUGAUGAAGGCCUCCCUGAUGCUUCACCGCGGAUUCAUUCUCCCCAAUGCUAACUUUGAGCGCGCCAACCCUGCCAUACCCCUGGACCAAUGGAACAUCAAGGUGCCCACCAGUCUGCGCCCAUGGCCCCAGGGCAAGAAAUACAUCAGUAUCAACAACUUCAGCUUUGGUGGCUCUAAUUGCCAUGUCGUACUGGAAAGGCCUCCCCGUUCGCGCGGUCAGGCACCCAGCUCCCCACACGAUGCGCCCCGGCUUUUUGUGCUUAGCGGCUAUGAUGAGGAGGCCGCAAAACGCAUCGCCAGGAACCUUAAUUUCUACCUGGAACAACACCCGGGCGUCUUCGAACGGCGCCUGGUGUGCGACAUAGCAUAUACCCUGGGAGAGCGGCGCUCUCACUUUCCCUGGCGCGUUGCAGUCACCGCUUCAUCUACCGCCGAACUCGUCGAGACUUUGAACGGGCCGGCGAGUGUCCCUCAGCGUGUCAGGCUGGGAGCUGGUUCUUCUCCCGCCAUUGCCUUUGCGUACACUGGACAGGGGGCACAAUGGCCACGCAUGGGAAUGGAACUCACCCACACCCACCCUGCUUUUGCAGCCACUAUGGAGGAAGCAGCACGUGCAUUGGAAGACCUGGGCGCGGACUUCUCCCUGUUCGAAGAGUUGAAGCGUGACGCAGCGGAGUCUCGCGUUAGUCAGCCACAGAUAUCUCAAGUGGUUUGUACCGCUGUGCAGCUUGCUCUGACGGAUCUUCUGGCCUCCUGGGGCCUCCAGCCGAAGAUGGUUGUCGGCCACUCUAGUGGAGAGAUUGGGGCAGCGUAUGCGGCGGGUGCUAUAUCCGUAAGCGAGGCUAUUGCCCUGGCAUAUUAUCGGGGACGACUUGCUGCCCAAGUCCGAGUCCGAUUCCCAGAGUUGAACGGUUGCAUGAUGGCCGUUGGAGAGAGUGCUGAUGAGGUGCGCAACAUCAUAAAGCAGCUGCAGCUGGGGGAGGGAAUCACUGUCGCUUGUGAGAACUCACCCCGGUCUACCACGGCAUCUGGAGAUGCCACUGCCAUGGACCUUCUCGCAAAGGAGCUGCAAGCGCGGCAGAUCUUUCAUCGCAAGCUCCAUGUCGACGUUGCCUAUCACUCUCCCCACAUGCAGCUGAUCGCCGAUGACUAUAUCAGCGCCAUCCAGCAGGUCGCGCCGUCCACUAAAAAGGAGAGUGUCCAGUUCUACUCUUCGCUGCUAGGUGAAAAGGUCGAACAGCCUGGGGCUCUGGGACCAUCUUACUGGGUGGAUAAUCUAACACACCCGGUUCAGUUCUCAACAGCGCUGGGCCAACUGUGUGCCGAAUCGAGGCCCGACAUCAUCAUCGAGAUCGGCCCGCAUGCCGCGUUGCAGGGCCCGAUCAAGCAGAUACUGCAGGGAAUCCAGAAUACGCACACACAGUACUUUGCCUCCCUCGUCCGCAACGAGCACGCUACCAAGGCCGCGCUGCGGCUCGCGGUCAACCAAACUCACCAGAAUCAGUCAGUCCCAGCAGUAUUGCCGUCCCUCACACCAUAUUCCUGGUCUCAACGCUCCUACUGGCAUGAGAGCCGCAUCGCCAUCAACCACAGAAAGCCACGCUUCCUUCGUCAUGAUCUGCUGGGGCGAUUGGAACCUUCUACCCGCGAGGAUGAACAGCCCGUCUGGCGCAAUACCGUGUCUCUAGACAGCGUGCCGUGGCUCCGCGGUCAUCGUAUGCAAUCUAUGGCCACUUUCCCAAUGGCCGGCUACAUCAGCAUGGCCGUCGAGGCGGCAUCUCAGCGGGCUCAGCUCAAAGGGCUCUCCCUGUCCCAGAUUGCCGGGUACCGACUCCGAGAGUUCCAUGCCUCCUCGGCGUUCACCUUGGAGGAGCACGUCGAGUACGAGACCUGGCUCUCUUUGAGCUCAUUCACGGAAGGCACUCGCUCCUACUCCAGCGAAUGGGACGAGUUCCGUGUUGCCUCGUGGGCAGCUGGUCGGGGUUGGAGUGAGCAUUGCCGUGGUCUUGUGGGCAUCAGGCGCCAGGAGUCAUCCACCACCAACCCUGUUAGCCAACGCCGGCCGUUUCAUGCAAGCCUGAAGCGGCGUGAGGAAGCUAAACAGGUUCACCACCGCCCUGUCUCAUUAGAGAGCUUCUACACAGACCUAAAGAAUCGCGGAGCCGGAUACAGUGACGCGUUCUCACUCGAUUCAGAAAGCGGGGUGACCGUUGGGGGAGCAGGCGUCGGGGCCAGCAGGUAUGCGUGGGGAAAGCUUACAGUCCCUAACACCGCGCAGAGCAUGCCAUCGGGCCAUGAGACCACGUCUCUUGUGUCCCCGGCAUUCCUGGAUCUAUGCUUCCAGUUAUCCUUCUCCACUUUGGGGGCGGACUCUUCCACCAUUCCGUGCCUUUUCAUGCCGACUUCUGUACGCGAGAUCAAUAUUGCAGCCAAUUUCCCUUCCCAACCGGGAGAAACGAUGGAGGCCCUGGUUAAUGGGCUGCCGGCGGACGCCUCCCGUCCCCAUCCCGUGGAUCAUACCAUUGAUGCAUGGUCUCCGUCUGCGUCCACAGAGCAGCCCGUUCUCACUAUCCAAGGGUUCCGAAUGACCCCUAUCAACAGCGAUAUGCUGAUCGACUCCAGCCCGUAUCCGUGGUGCUACACUGUCCAAUGGACGCCACUGCCGUCUUUAUAUGCAACAAGCGGCACCCCUCCAGAUGUUUCAGAGAUUAAUGGACAUGGCGAGACUAAUGGCAAUGGCCUUGUGCAUGCGAACGGCAGUCACAAUACAUCUAGUGGAAGCCGCCAUGUGUCGUCAGAAGAUGAAUUAAGCGUCAUCAUCAUCACUGAAAGGUCCAGCUCUGAUCCGCUUAUUGGUUCUCUCAUGAAAGCUAUUGAGGCUUUCGUGGGGUACAGAACAACGGUCACCCCCUUAUCCCGCGUCCAGGUCUCAUCCCAGCAUCGAUACAUCUGCCUGGCUGAGCUAGAUACUCCAAUUCUGCAGUCACUGACCCCACAAUCCUUCGAUCUUGUCCAAAGACUUCUUGUUACAUGUUCCUACUGCCUCUGGGUGACCUCCGGCGCAUAUAUGGCUGUCGACCACCCCGAGCUAAACAUUAUUCAGGGCCUGCUACGAUCUGCGCGUUCAGAAACCGGAAAUACAGUCGCCAGCCUUGACCUCGAUCCCAGUUCUCGCCAAGACUUCCCAGGUCGGGCUCAUCUGAUACUGGAUGCCUUCAAGGCGUCAACCAGCACUGGCCAGACAGUCAGCAAUAACGAGGAGGAAGCCCCUCUAUCCGAUUACGAGUUCACUGAAGUUGGUGGACGUCUGAUGGUCCCUCGUCUAGUAGAGCAUGCGGAGCUGAACAAUACUGUGUUCCAAGAAACACAUCCGUCCCUUCCGUACGCGCAGGACUUCGAACAGGGGACUAACCGUCGGCUUAAGAUCGCUGUCGGUACAUUGGGGGUCCUAGACUCCCUUUACUGGACGGAUGAUCCUGCCCAGCCGCUCGGGCCCAAUGAGAUCGAGAUCAAGGUCGCUUGUACAGGAGCCAAUUUCAAGGAUGUGGUGAUUGCCAUGGGUCAGCUCGCCAGUCCUUACUUGGGUAUUGAGUGCAGUGGCAUUGUGGCUCGCGUCGGAGACAAGGUCGACUCCCUCAAGCCAGGGGACCGCGUAUGUGCCAUAUCCCACGGCGCGUACAGCACGUACGCGCGGUGUCCGGCAACCAGCGCAGCUGUGAUCCCGGACUCAAUGAGCUUUGAAUUAGCCGCUUCAAUCCCUGUUACUUACAGCACGGCUCAGUGUGGACUUGUUGAGAUGGCUAAGAUGGAAGCCGGGGAAAGCAUCCUUAUCCAUGCAGCUGCGGGAGGCGUCGGCCAGGCCGCGAUCCAGCUGGCUCAGCUGAUUGGAGCCGAGAUCUAUGCCACGGUAGGCAGUGAGGAGAAGAAGCAGCUGCUAAUAGAUCGGUACUGCAUUCCGGAAAGCCGCAUCUUUUAUAGUCGUGAUACUGAGUUCGGUCCCUGUGUCCGUGAAGCCACAGGCGGGCGCGGAGUGGAUGUGAUUUUGAACUCGCUGGCAGGCGAUUUUCUCCGCGAGACGUGGGACUGCUUGGCUCCCUUUGGACGAUUCAUUGAGAUUGGAAAGCGGGAUAUUACGUCCAAUACUCGGUUGGAGAUGGCCAAAUUUGAAUACAACUGCACGUUCUCCUCUCUGGACUUGACGCUUGUUGCGGAUCAGAGGGGCAAAGUUCUGAACCGUGUUUUGACGUCUGUCAUGAGAAUGUUCGCACAGGGAAGGCUGACGUCUGUAUAUCCGGUAACGACCGUAGGCAUCGCGGAGGUGGAAUCGGUGCUUCGAAAGUUACAGAGUGGAAAGACGACGGGCAAGGUCGUCGUGGACCAUCGGAUCAAUGGGAAGGUCAAGGCCACGCAUCCCCUGCCGCCCACCGAUCUUCUCGCAUCGGAUGCCACGUACAUUAUUGUCGGUGGCACCGGAGGCAUUGGCCAAUCGAUCACUCGGAGAAUGGUUCAACGCGGAGCUAGACAUAUUGUCCUGCUCUCUCGCAGUGGCGUCGUCACGGACGCAGUCCAAAAGGUCAUCAGCGAAGGCCAAACCAUGAAUGCAUCGAUCCACGUUAGAAGUUGUGACGUGUCCGAAGUCUCGCAGAUUAAAGCACUUAUUUCAGAGCUGCAAGAAGAACUACCUCCAGUCCGGGGUGUUAUUCAUGCAGCCAUGGUCCUCAAGGACGUUUUCAUGGAACAAAUGACCUUCUCAGACUGGGAAGCUGUGCUUCGUCCCAAGGUCGCAGCAGCCUGGAACCUCCACUAUGCUCUUCUCCAGCAACCACUGGACUUCUUCAUCAUGCUUUCCUCCGUUUCUGGCAUAAUCGGCAACCGCGGUCAAGCCGCCUACGCAGCCGGAAACUGUUUCCUGGAUGCUUUGGCACGAUACCGGCGCCAAAAGGGUCUAUCCGCGGUAUCUCUCGAUCUUGCCGCAGUAGGCGACGUCGGCGUGCUCUCCGACGACGCAGAAAGAAAAGCACAAGUGAUGAAGAACCUGGCAUCGGGUAACGCGAUGCAAGAAGCUGAAGUACUAGCCCUUAUUGAAUUUGCGAUGCAGGGCCAGGAACUCCCUGAACAAUGCAUCACCGGUGUACAUUGGCCUUCCUCCUCCGCCACUCCGUACUAUGCUGCUGACGCCCGCUUUACCCAUCUUGUUGAGGCCGUGAAGCAGGAAGAAGGAGGAGCUGAUACGACAGCCCACGGCGGCUUGACCAAAUCCCUCUCCAUCACCCAGCAAGUCCGCUGUGCCACGAGCUUACAAGAAGCCCUCGAUGUUACAGCCCUCGGUCUGCGCGAAAAGUUGGGUGACAUUCUUAUGCUUCCCCGGGAAGUGGUGGAGGCGCAUGCGCAAACGACCCCGAUUGCGACCUUUGGAUUGGAUUCGUUGAAUGCCAUCGAGUUGAGGAACUGGAUUGGAAAGGAGCUGAAGGGCCAUUUGCAGGUUUUGGAGUUGUUGUCGGCGGGCAGUUUGGGCGAUUUAGCGCUGUUGGUGUUGAAGAAGUCCAGUUUGGAGGGCGCGUGGAAGGGAGAAAUUCCUAGCUGAUUCCAAUUUUGGUGACUGGAUGCUUAGUAUCC